UGCAUUUUUUGCUUAAACUGGAAUGCUAGUUGCAUAAUUUUAAAUUAGUUAACAAAGAUGCCCCCAAGACUCAAUCAUUUUGAUCCUGAUAUAGCAUUAUAUACAUCAACAACUACCUUAAAAUUGCUCAUAAAGUUGGAAUUUGUCCCUAAUCGCCCCAUUUUACGGUACUCAAUAAUUUGUUAUUGAUAUUUGAUGGAUGUCAAAUCUACGUACAAACAUAGUAUUGCAAUUUAAAUAAAAGAACAAAAAAAUCCCUUUAAGAUUCUGGGUUUGCUAUGUAAUAUAUGGUGAACUUAACUACGACAGAGGAUUCAUUGAUAUUAUUCCUAUGUCUUUAACAAACAUAAUCCAAAAGCAAGAUAUUGUUUUUUUGUGAAUCUUUCAACGCAGUCUUCAACAGUAUCAAGGAAAAACACAUGAGAAUCGAAAAUGACUGAAGAAACAGAUGAAAGUGUAAAUAAGGAGAGUCAUUUCAUGAGCGUUUGGGUCAAAUGUGAACCAGUCAAUGGAGAGAACAGUGAAUUGUCUGAUGAAGAAAUCGCUCCUGUAGAGAAUUUACUGAACCUCCAAUUAGUCGAAAGCGAUAAGGACUGGACGAAUUCUAAAAGAAGAAAAAAUCGUUAUAAACCAACCAAACUAUUGAAAUGCGAUCAUUGCGAUUUUACGACCGUCUACAAAAACUCAUUAGCCAUGCACACUGUCAGACAUACAAACAUAAAACCGUAUACGUGUAAACAAUGCGAUUACGCUACCAAAUACACGUCCUGCUUGAGAAGGCACAUGAUAGUCGAGCAUAAAUGUACGGAGACUGGAGAGAAAAUAAUUACCCCCCUCAAAUGUGCUUUGUGCGAUUACACAACACUUUUCAAGGACAAUCUGAACGCUCACAAGCGAAAACACAAGUCCGAAAAGCGUUACCAAUGUGAGAAUUGUACAUAUUCAACUUCGUACAUCAACAAUUAUAAGAAACACAAAAAGAAGCAUUCGAAAGAAAUUGUCGAAUUUAAAUGUGACAAAUGUUCGUUUGUAACAAAACAUUCAGGUCACAUACACAGGCAUCUGUCUCAGAUACAUAACGAGAUAACGGAGAAAGCAAAGAAAUGUGAAUUUUGUGAUUUUACAACAAUAGUUGGAUGGAGAUUGAACAUACACAAGCAAAGGAGUCGCCAGAAUGAAGUCAUAAAGUGCGUUUACUGUGAAUACCAAACUUUUUAUAAAUGCGAAAGCAAGAAACACAGUAAUACACAUUUCAAGGAAAUCUACACGAAAAACUCACAUAGAAAUAAACAUAAUAAUAUUCAAGAACAAAAUGUAGACGAAACUUUGAGUUUGAAUCUCGGUGAGCAAAACCUUCCUUCAAUCACGAAUCAAACGAACCACAGCUCAUACAAUAUCAACUCCUAUACGAAUACCAGUAAUUACAGUCAAAACUAUUCGAACGCUGAAGAUUUUUUACCGAAAGAACUGUUAAAUUACACGGAGAUAUCAAAUGAAUUACCGUUGACUUACAGCACCCCAUAUUCAGAUAAAAUCGACAAGAAAACCAUUCAAGUAUUGGACUCUAAUGACAGAGAAAGACCAUUUGGUUGUUCUCAUUGCAAUUACAUAUCGAAAUUCAAGGCAACGGUGCAGAGGCACUAUCAAAGACACCACACUGACGACAAGCGCCCGUACCACUGCUCCAACUGCGACUUCAAAACGAAGACCAAAGAUCAGAUAGCGUUGCACAACAAACGCAGCGCCUCAUCCCUAGAAAUGAGAUGUCAGAAUUGUGAUUUCACAACGAAUUUCAAAUGCCAAUUCGUUAUGCAUCAGCGCUCCCACUACACGUUCAAAUGUGAACUGUGUAAUUACACGUGUAAGCAUAAGCAUGAGAUCGAGAAGCACGUGAGGACGAUUCACAUGGGCACAAAGCACCUGUGCAAGUAUUGCGACUUCAAAACUCCUAAAUUGGAAGCGCUGCUGUGUCACGAAGCAUUGCACACCGGCAACAAACCGUUUAAAUGCAAGUUGUGUGACUACCAGACUGUGAGGCUCUCCCUUUUGGACAUACACGUCAGGAGGUACCACAGUGAUUUGAAGGUAGUCAAACUUAUUAGCGAGAGUAAAGUGCAAUCCCUAAAGGUAUCCGUUCCACCUGAUGAAUGUUCGUGAACUAUAUCUAUUUUAAUGAUUGAAAGAUUACUGGGAGCCCGGAGGCCUUUCCAGUCUCACUAGGACAAGUGAGCGAGCAAAGGCUCAGCCACGAUGGGAUCCAUGUUUGUUAGAUGCCGAUUUGCCUACUACAAAGUAGAGAUCUAAGACAGAGUGUAUGUGUUAGUUCAGUGUACGUUGCCCAUAGUACUAUUUGUUUAUUUUGUCCAUGAAUGGUAGGGUUUGUUAGUGAGGUCUAUUAGAUUUAUAAGCAAUGAGCGUGCGACGUAAGGAGAGGAAGGGUUCUUUGAGUAGUGUACCUGCUCUUGUCCAAAACACUAAGUUGCCGGUCAGUUAUAGCUCACUCCCGAGUAGUUGAGUAACAUGUGGCUGUCUGUCUCUGUCUAUUUAGGUAGCCUUUGUUAAGAAUUUAUUUAUUGCAUGAUUUUUUUAUAGCAAUAUUGGUGAUUUGACGAUCCUAACCAUUUGCUUGAAGUAGGGUGUUUUUUAAUUGGCUUCGUGGCAUAGUUUGGUUUGAAUAGUGUUAAAAAAAGUAUCGCCUUUAAAACCCUUUAACUGUCAUGUAGGUUACCGGUGCCCUACGCGGCACACUGAAGUAAUUGUACUUUUAUGUUACUAAUCCAGGCAGAUUGCCUAGAUUUGCGAAGGCAACCUCCUCCUUUUUGAAGUCGGUUAAAAACUUCUUAGUUCUCAAUUCGACUAUAUGUUUUUUUAUGUUUGUUACCUCAUAACUUUUGACUAUGUGAAUCGAUUUUGAUGAUCCUUUUUUUAUUAGAAAGCUGAAGCUUCCCGUGUGGUCCCAUUACAAUUUAGUCCAGUUCUAAUGAUGGUAUCCAUGAGAAAACCAUAUAAGUCUUAAAUUUGCAUUAAGUACGUGCGCGACAAAUAGAUGAAUAACUCAAUAACUCAAUAUCACGCGAACCGAUUUCGAUGAUUAUUGUUUUUAGCGUAUAUUAAUUUGUUGUGGAAUAUAUUUUUUUUCUAUUUGAAGUCGGUUUUUGUUAAAGCAUAAAAUAUCUAUUUACAAUUAUGUUUGUUAAUGUAUGUUUUAGACUUUUAUAUACAGAAUCUAUCUAUAUCUUAGAAAUAGAUUUAAUCUCAGUAUCGUUCGGAUUCUUCUUUCCUAGAGUCUAGUAGACAUUCUGUUGCCUUAGUAACAGAAAUCGACAUAAUUACUUCAGUGCGCCGCGUAGGGCACCGGUGACCUACAUGCGGGCUUACUAAGAGUGUCCAAUAAAAGUGAUAAUGAUUAUGACGCAAUUAUGUUUUUUUGAAUAUAUGUCAUUUUAUUUUUCGGCGCGGUCACCUAUCAGGUUCAAACACUUUGUGUAUCUUUUUUCUGAAGCUAAAAUUUCCUUUUUAAAGAAUCUUCUUCCUGAUCGCCUAAAAAUUACCUCUGCGACUAAUGCGUCAAUAUUUUCAAAUUUUAAGGCCCCUGAGAUGUUUCUUUGGUUGCGGGAAUAGGUAGAAAUUACUAGAAGCUAGGAUCGGUGAAUAUGGAGGAUGUUCCAUCAAUUCCAAGCCAACUUCUUGAAUGGCAGCCAUCGCCGAUGCGCUAUCUUGAUGAAACAAAACCUUAGUGAGCUUUCCACGCCGUUGCUUGCGUAUUUCCUCACGCAACUUUGAUAUUUGUUCUGCGCACUAAGUCUUUGCAAUAGUGAUGCUGAUUAAGGCAUUCGAUAAUUAUCACCCCUUGGCUGUUCCGAAAAAACAGCUAUCUGACCAGCGGAUGGAAUCGUCUUAUCCAACUUAAGAUCGAGUCAUGGACAGGCUUAGGGACCCUGGUAACCAUACUCCGUCGAAAAGUCUGACGUGCAGCCUAACCCAUACAUCAGUCCGCUGAGUUUCUCGCCGGAUCUUCUCAGCGAGUCGCGAUUCCGAUCCGGUAGUAGAUUCAUUCUCGAAGCAGCUGCACUUGAGUUGUUAGGUCUCCUUUGGAGGCGCUCGGGCAGCUGAUAGCAAAUCCCACCCCUUCUGGUUGAGUCCUUGCUCGUCCACCGGUCCUGGCGAAACUGGUAAGGCCACCGGGCCACCAGUAAUUCUUCAACCAUAAAAAAAUAAUGUUGAAGCCAUGUUUCGUCCAUAGUUAUGAAUAGAGCCAAAAAUCGGUACCAGAACCUAAAUCCAAAAUAGCUUUGCGAAAUCCUCAAUCUCGUUUUUUGUGCGCGUCAGAAAGCUUUCAGGGCGACUGGUGAGCUGACACUUUUUCUCACACCUUCGUGUAUAACUUCUUAUAGAAAUCUUCAUUUCUUCUGCCAUAAAACGAACAGUAAGACUACGCCAAGCCAAUGUUUUAACUUUUUCAAUCAUUUGCUCACUCACUACCGAUGUAUGACGUCUCUUGCGGGGGUCGUCGUUAAUGUUAGUUCAUCUUCGCCUUGAACUCAGCACACUAACGCGUAACCCUAGAAAGUGGAUGAGCACGCUCUUACGUUGCUCUUAAGUCUCGAUUUACCAGCUCCGUAGUAAAAAAAAUUAAGCGCAUUUUAUUUUAUUGCUUAAGUUGGUGGACGAGCUCACGAUCCACCGGGUGUUGAGUGGUUACCGGAGCCCAUAGACAUCGUAAGACAUCGACAGACAACGUAAGUGCCGCCACCUACCUUGUGAUUUGAGUUCUAAGGUCUCAGUUUUUACACUACAACGGCUGCCCCGCCCUUCAAACCAAAACGCAUUACUGCUUCACUGCCGAAAUAGGCUGGGCGGUGGUACCUGCCGUGCGGACUCACAGUAGUAGACACCAGUAAUAAAAUGUUUUAUUACAGCGCGAACUUCAACUGUAUAAAUUUUUAAGACAGACAAAAAAAAAAGAUUAUUUCAUUUACUAUUAUUGCACCUAUCUAAAGUCUGGACUAUGCCCGCCAGUUUUUAUUUAUUUUUCUUAUCAAGGAGAAUGUAUCGCAUUAUCACUAUAUAUUGAAAACCUCACGUAGCCCUCUCAUAAAAUCAGAUCUAAUAAAUUAUCGAAACGUAUUUAAUCGAAAUAUCGAUCUGUCAAAGUAACUUAAAUUAGAAGUGGUAUUUUUUUUUUUAGGUAUAGUUAAAAUAAGUUAAAAUAGUUAUAGUUAAUAAAUUAGUAAUAGUUGAAUACUAAGUGAUAAUUUAUAGGGCAGUUACGAGUAUUUUGAAGCAUAGAAUAGUAAUGGGUUGAUUUAAAUGAUUUUGUAAAUACAUAUCUACAUCCAGAUUAUAUUAUUAUUAAAGUUAUAUUUCAAAAUAA
This is a messenger RNA of Bombyx mori (domestic silkworm), 5374 nucleotides long. Its product is annotated as zinc finger protein 845. The coding region runs from base 433 to 2157 and encodes 574 amino acids. NCBI's taxonomy places the organism in Eukaryota, Metazoa, Arthropoda, Insecta, Lepidoptera, Bombycidae. The transcript has 3 exons. The record is from RefSeq and is a predicted model, not a curated record. Gene Ontology annotation, molecular function: RNA polymerase II transcription regulatory region sequence-specific DNA binding; DNA-binding transcription factor activity, RNA polymerase II-specific. Gene Ontology annotation, biological process: regulation of transcription by RNA polymerase II.